Molecule: messenger RNA, 5849 nt
Organism: Coregonus clupeaformis (lake whitefish)
Lineage: Eukaryota; Metazoa; Chordata; Actinopteri; Salmoniformes; Salmonidae
Exons: 8
Coding region: 84-3035 (983 amino acids)
Source: RefSeq, a predicted model, not a curated record
GUAGGCUGUUGUGGAUUCGUAUAUUUUAAGUAUAUUUUUAAGUGCUUGGAUCAACAACUGAAUUAAGAAAUUCAAGAGAACUCAUGAGUGCGUGUAUGAUGGAUACAAACCCUAACGUGUUAGGGCUGGAGGACCAGCAUAGAACUGCUUCCUCCAGUUCCUCUGGCUGUAGGGAGACAAGUCAGGCUGCAGUGACCUCAGGAUCCAGAGUCAGUGGAGAGCAGCAUCCUCAGAAACCCAGCAAACAGCGCUCCCAACAGGGCUUCAGUGUACUACAGAAACUGUCUGCUGAAGAACGGAGGAUCACGAAUGAAUGUCUACAUGGUGUGAUUAGUUUGGAGGACCUGAGUCACGCAUCGGAUGGCAUCAUCGACUGGGUGGUGACCGUCACCACUGAAGUUCUCCUCCCUGCCAUCUCCCUGUGCAAAGCUCUGAGAAGCAGAUCCUCCUCCAGCACUAAACAGGAUCCACAGAGAAGGUCCCCAUCAGAGGCCUCGCUGCUACAGGCCCCAUCAAUAUCAACAUCAUCAUCAACACCUCCACACUCUGGUGCCUCCCCAGUGAGACUGAGAAUCAUCCCCAAAAUGUCCAGCUUCCUUACAGGCCAGGGUGACGCUACUGGUCGCCUUCUGGGGGGGCGGGCCCUUGGAUCCCUGUUAGGUGGAGAGGUGAGGACGGAUGCUGAGUUAGAACACAUGGCCAGCAGGGUGGUGGCUGUGGUUCUACAAGGGGUCUGGACUAUGACAUCAGUAGACACUAGCGACCCUGAGAUGGGGGCUCUUCUCUCAGGCAUUCUCAAGAACAUCCCCAUGGUGUUGAAUCCUGCUGUAGCUGCAGAUAGAGAAAGCUCUGACAGUCAGAGUCCCUUGGAGACAGUUGACAUUGGGCAGAGAAUCAACCCAGGGGUUUUCCUCUCAGACGAGCACAUCAGCCGUAUUUGCUCAGACACGGUGACCAGCGCGUACAGCAACACCAGGUUCUCUGUAUUGGAGGACAAGUCUCUAGGCUUCACUGAUGACAGAACCCUGGCUCCUCCAUCACCGCUUUGUCAGAAGUCCCAGUGUUGCCUGACUGCUGGGGAAGAGACAGGCAGGGCUCCCUCUCUCUCUGAGCAGCACAGCACCACCUCCCUACAGGGAAGACAGUCAUGUUCCUCACACUGCAGCCAGACAUCAGGGCAGAGUGCUGCCUCCCUCUCUGGUAGUCAGAGUCCAGACGAGCUCCUCACCCCUGAGGUGAAGCAGAGGAUUAUCAUGGCUGUGGAGGAGAUCAUCACAGAGGGCGGUGAGGACGAAGCCUCUGGAUCCACAGAGCUGUGUGAAGCUGUGUCACCAGGCUCUCGCCGCUUCACUCCCACUACCAGCCUGGCAGCCAGCAACAUUGUGUCUGUUGUUCUGCACGGCCUAAAGGACACCAUCGGUGCGGUUCAGUCCAAAGAGGUCACCAGGUCAGAGUUGGAAAAGACAAUCAGCCAAAGCCUGGUCAACUCUGUGAUGGUGAUCCUGAAGAGUCGGUUGAUGCUGGAUGCUCAGGUUCCUGUGGUGCAGGGGGACAACUCCACCCUGAAGACCUCAGAGCAGAUCCCACAUGGAACCAUGGAGACCCCAGAGCUGAUCCCAUCUGUAACCAUGGAGACCUCAGAGCUGAUCCCAGACAGAACCAUAGAGCCUCCAGGAUGUUCCUCAGACAUAGCUGUGGAUAAGAACCACAUCUCCCUCCAAGGUGAUGAGGACAUGGCUUAUGAGGCCAGCAUCACCGCCACCUCUAUCUUCUCCUCCAUCGUGGAUCUGGUGAAUCCCAUAAAGGACAGAAGGUCCACCUCAUCCAGGGGAGGCUCUCAGUAUCAGUGCCCCAUGCGUGCCUUCCUGGACUCCAAGGACCUAGCAGGGUUCCUUCGCAGCCCUAACCUCCGCCGCUUCUCUGAGCAACUGAUCUCGCACGUGGUGCGACUGAUCCUGGAGUCCAAAAUGGCGAAGACGACGUCAGUGAGAACGUGUUUCUCAGACACGACAGUCACCAACCUGAGUGGAGGCCUUGACCUGUCCACAGAGUUCUGUACUGAGCUCCUCUACAGAUUUGCGGAGGGGGCGGUCAAGAACCUUCUGGAGACUUUCCUGAGUGUUCCACACAGCCCUCCUGUGGAAUCCUUCAUGGAGGAUUACAGCUGCAUGGAAGAGAGGAACUGGGUGGUCUCUCCCACCCUCUCUAGUGCCAGGAGUGCAUGCCUGGAGAGUGAUGAUGACUCCACAAUCACACAAGAGUCAGGUGAAGUGGGCGUGGUCAAGCCCAGCUCUAGGAAAACCAUCAAUGAUCUUCUAUCUGACAUGUUCAUUGACAGAGUUGGAGAACUUCUCCUAGAGGGUUGUGAUGAUGAUGAGGUUGAACAGACUGCUGCCAUAGUUGAAGAACGUCUCCAAGAGGCAUGUGAUGAUGAUGAGGUUGAACGUACUUCAAACAACAAUUGCAUGAUGCCGGACAUGAUGUCAGAGACUUUGUCUAAGUAUUCUCUUGAAGCUGAACUGGACGAGUGCAGAGCUGAAUCAGUGGACUCAGCCGAGACAGAGCACAGCACCUCAUCCUUCUGGCAGUCCAAUCCCAGCCAGGCUUCCUUCAAGGCAGAAGCCUCAUUAGAUGCCUCCUGGCUGGCCUCACUGGAGGCGAUGGUAGACCUCAGCUCUGCUAACAAUGCUGCAUUAACAGCUGACUGUCAGAACAUGGCUGUGACUCAGAGCAGCACAGGGGCAGCUGGCCACAAAGGCUGGCGCUGCAUCCCCUGCUGCCAGACUGCUGAGGGGACUCCCAUUGAGCCUGAGGUGCCUAAAACUCUAUCAAAGACAGCGAAGUUUCAGAACAAAAGCCAGAAGAAAUCUUCCAAGCCUCGUAAAGGAAAUAACUUCAAUAAUUCAGUGGCACCCCUGCCUGUUUCAGCUGCUGCAGAGAAACACAAGAAGCCCUCCUUUGGCUCCCGCUUGUCCGCUGCCUUCGCCAGGUUAUUUUGUGGAUGCUGUGGUAGCAAGAAGAAGAUCAGACAGUAGAGAAUCAUAUCAGCCACAAAGGAUAACACCAGACAUAUUUCAGCGCUGGGUUUAAAUAGUAAAACCCACAUGAAUAAAUAAAGAAACAUAAUUGCACUCAAGUUCAACCAUACCACAGCUUUUCCUUUAUUGAUCGUCUCCUGACAAAGUCCACCACAUCUACAUCAGAUCUUUCACAAACAAGCAACAAAAAGGAAAUAAUUACGUACAUUUAUCCUUAAUUAAUUAACUGAUUAAUUUAAUCAAAAAUCUUCACAUCAAAAGCAUUACGACUAUUUUUUUUCCCAACUCCGUAGUAGCACACAAAGACCACAUAAUUCUUACACAAUGUAUAUAUAAUUGGUAGUUAUGUCAUGUUAUUCAACUUUUUUCUUCAUAAUUGUUGGUCACACUUUAUUUGGAUAGUCCCAUAUAAAUGAUCUACAGAUGGUCAUAGUAUCGACUAAGUAGCUGUUGAUAAGCAAAUGUUUGCUAAGGUUACGUUAGGGUUAGGUUUAGAAUAAGGGUUAGGGUAAGGGUUAAGGUUAGGGCUAGGUUAAGGGUUAAGUUUAGGGUUAGGAUAAGGGUAAGCUUAGGGUUAGUGCUAGCGUUAGGGUUAGUGGAUAGUUAGUUGAAAUGUUAUUGACAGUUAUUGAACAUCUACAAACCAUCUACAACCCAUCUACUUGGGACUAUCCAAAUAAAGUGUUACCUAAAUGUUUCGCCCCAGAAAGGUUUGCAACAGUAAAACAUGACAAAGAAAAUGUUUCCUGACUCAGAAAACAAUGCCACACCUUACAUAAUGAACAUAAUGUUCUUUUGAAACACACACACUUUAAAUGCAUUAAUACAUAUAGACAUAUGCUAUUUUAAUAAUAGAUACAAUAUAUUAUCUUCAUUUAUAACAUAGUAAUAUCUGGUUAAUAAUAAUGUAUUAAAAAUGUUAUUUCAUACAUAUAUAAUUACAUGUUGUUCAUAAUUACACAUGUGUUAUGUAUGCCACAACAUAAAAAUGUCCUGUUGUUUUUAUAAUAUCUGAAGUAUAUAUAUAUAUAUACUUAAGAAUCUCAAACAAAAAAUUAUUGAAUAAAUAUACGAUUCUUGAGCACGUUUUGCCUUGAAAAAAAAAAACACUCAGUCACAUACACACAUGGAUCAUUACGAACAUUUGGAAACAGAAAUCACUAAGAUCUUCAGCUGUUGGCAUGAAAGAAGAGAUAAAUAGCACUGGUCAGUCUGUAAUCAACUGCUGGUAUUCUAGUGCUAAAUCAAAUGAGAGGCUUCCGAGGCCACUUUGGGAGAAUCUCAAUUGCAUACUCCUCGCAUCCUCUCUCCUCACCUCCUUCUCUUUAAUCCAUUUUAUGAGAAAGCCAGAGAUUCCUCCCUUCUGACCUUCUCCUCCAAUAGGUAUUGAGGAGGUGAGGAGAGAGGACAGGAGUAUGCAAUUGACACUCUCUCUUUGAUUUUAAGGACAUACACUAUGUCAGUUACUAGUGUCAAGCCAGUGUUGGUCACAUUUUGGUUGGCAGUCAACGUUGUUGCAUGGGUGUUGGUAAUUGGCGGAAAAGGACUUCGCUUUUAAGUUGGUUACAUACAUCGGUCUUCUUUAUUCGUGCUUACACGUCAUCAUUAUUGAAUUUGGUGCCUGCUGAUGGAAUGCUUAAGAAUUUGAUUAAAGGUUUACUGAUUUAUCUAGUUCGAGAAUGUUCCGCUGUGAACAGUUGAGUACAAUAUCUGAGUUUGUGCUGGUGAUGAUGCAGCACAUCUGUAACAGCUCAAUUUGUGUUAUUGUUGCUUGUUUAUAGUUGUGCUUUACUGUUAGUUGUUCAGUUCCUGUAUGUCAUACCCUGUCCUUUGUCCUGUAUGAUGGGAUAACAUUUCAGAUUUAGCACUGUUAACAGUGGGUUUGGCUAGGGUGUUAAUUUGGCAUAGAUAUGGCAGAAAACAUGAAACAAUGCAGUCCUCCAUGACCAAGAGUAGACACCAUUUUACCUUUGCCAAACAAAGAAAGCUAAACUGGCAGAAAAGGGAUGGCAAGCAGGUCCUAGGUCAUUGUUCAAUGACCGGGCUACAGUGUUGAGGCCCACAAAACACAGUGGUCUUUCGUAGGACUUGUGUUGCUCAGGUAUCAUCACCUAUAUCAUCAGGCGACUAUCUAUUCCCUUUAUGUUGGCCAGAAAGUAGCUUUGCACACCAAUUGCCUUCCUAAGGUUCCUUCUUUAAUAUGUGUUGAUAUAUGUGGGAGUAUAGGUGUGUAUGAGUUCCAAGACUGCAUCCCGAUUCUCCAACUUUCUCCCAAAGUGUGCACUUGCACACUCCCCAACAACGGUUGGUGGAAACUCCUUCCAGCCAAUGCUUACACCAAUCCAUUGUAUCCAUGAUGGGGAGUUUGCAAGUGCACACUUUGGGAGAAGGGUGGACAAUUGGAUUCACAAGUGAAUUAAGGCUGCAGAAAAUAACCCCUCUUCUGGUUAGAACUCUGUCUGAUCUCAUGGAGGUGGCCAACCAACACUGCACCCCCCCCCACACCCACACUGAAGGCAAACUGGUUCCGGACACCGACACACACACCGACCAUGGUCUCUGAGAAGCCCCUCGCUCUCCCCCAUAUCCUGCAAACCCAGUAAUGUUGUAGCACUCUCACACUCACACACACAGUGAUUGACCAACCCUUGGUCCUGUCCCACCCCGUUAGCCACCCAAAGUCCCUGUCAGCUAUUCAAGUCUCAGAUCUGUUAGUGCCAUCUUGCCAACUCCUACAGUCCCUUCAGAAAGUAUUCAUACCCCUCGAUUUAUUCCACAUUUUGUUGUUACAGCCUGAAUUCAAAAUGGAUU